UCGGGACCCCCGGGUGGGCGCCCCAGACGCACAGAAGCUGCAGCGUCGGGGCAGCUGGGGGAGGCGUCGUUGGCCACUGGAGCCCCGCCUGCGGCCCGGAGAGCGGGGGUGUCCGACGGGGUGGAAAUCCGGGAUCACGCGCCACGGGGCGUCACUGCCCCUCCCCCGCCCUGCGCGCCCCGGGGUCCCGCGCGGUGGCGUCACAGAGGAGCGGCCCAGCGCCCUUGGCUACCGGCCCUUUGUCCCCUGGGCGCGGCGCUCGGUGGGCACAGGUGCGGCCGGAGACGGGCGGGCAUGGGCCGCGCAGCCGCCCGCUCCCCGGGUCGUCGCAGGCAGCGGCGCCGGUUGCUGGCCGGGCGGCGGCGCCGAGCCCCCCGGAGGCGGAGGGCUCGAGCGUGCUGUCGCAGGAGGGCGCGCCCCCGUCUUCCACCGACUUCCAAGAGCCCUGGACAGGUGGGGCCCGCGGCCGGGGAAAGAGGUUGCGGCAGCGAGUCCCCAGACGCGGUGCGCGCGGGGCCCCCACACCCGCGGGCGGCGUCCCCACCCUGCGCGUCCCGCGACGACUGGCGCAGUGCUCGCUCCAUGCACGAAUUCUCAGCUAAGGACAUCGACGGGCACAUGGUUAACCUGGACAAGUACCGGGGCUACGUGUGCAUCAUCACCAAUGUGGCCUCGCAAUGAGGCAAGACGGAGGUAAACUACACUCAGCUGGUCGACCUGCACGCCCGAUUCGCUGAGCGUGGUUUACGGAUCCUGGCCUUCCCUUGCAACCAGUUCGGGAAGCAGGAGCCAGGGAGUAACGCCGAGAUCAAAGAGUUCGCUGCUGGCCAUAACGUCAAAUUCGACAUGUUCAGCAAGAUCUGUGUGAAUGGGGAUGAUGCCCACCCACUGUGGAAGUGGAUGAAAGUCCAGCCCAAUGGGAGGGGCAUGCUGGGAAAUGCCAUCAAAUGGAACUUCACCAAGUUCCUCAUUGACAAGAACGGCUGUGUGGUGAAGCGGUACGGUCCCAUGGAAGAGCCCCUGGUGAUAGAGAAGGACCUGCCGUGCUACCUCUAGCUCCACAAGUGUGCUCCCCCGACCCGAGCCUGCCGCCUGUGCCCCUCGGAGCCUUCCACCCGGCGUCCAUGAUGGUCUGCCUGAAAACCAGCCCCUGGUGGGGCAGACCCGAGAACCCGGCGUGCACCCUUGCCGGAGGAAGGUUCCUCGG
Globicephala melas (long-finned pilot whale) is the source of this 1207-nucleotide messenger RNA. It is a transcript of the gene GPX4, whose product is annotated as glutathione peroxidase 4. NCBI's taxonomy places the organism in Eukaryota, Metazoa, Chordata, Mammalia, Artiodactyla, Delphinidae. Gene Ontology annotation, molecular function: glutathione peroxidase activity; phospholipid-hydroperoxide glutathione peroxidase activity. Gene Ontology annotation, cellular component: nucleus; mitochondrion. Gene Ontology annotation, biological process: response to oxidative stress. The record is from RefSeq and is a predicted model, not a curated record.